CGUACUUAUUUCCUCGUUCGUGAUUGGUUGUUUUUUAUCAUUUUUAUCUUACGGUAACCAAUUAAAAAUCAAAUACACUGGAAGCUUGUUUAUAUCUAUUUGUCAUUGGCGGUGUCAGUUUUUGAUUCCAGUCAUUUUGAGUGCAUUUUGAGUGCAUAAAAUCGUAAACAAUCGCGAAUUUUUGAAAAUCCUAGCGUAUAAUUUGCUCUGAAGCUGCUCGUUGUUCUUUCUACGUUGACAAUUUUACCCGAAGUUCCAAGUAUCUAUUCGACGUUGAAGAAAUGGUUUCUCUGGUGGAAAUAUUCCAUCGGCAACAUACGGACGUUGUUGCCGAGAAUUUCAAUUCGUUUUUGCAACACGAAACGUACAUAGAUUUAAUAUUCGUCUGCGCCAAGAACCGAAAAGUUGGAGCUCAUCAGAUGGUCAUGGGUGGCUUGAGUAAAUUUCUAUCCAACUUAUUGAUGCAGAAUCAAAACGAAUCAAAGGAAAAAGUCAUCCAUAUCUAUGUGCCUGAUAUCAGAUCGAAAAUAAUGAGACAUAUUCUCGAAUUCGUUUAUACUGGAAAAGCAAUGGUGAAUAGAGAAGAUUUGGGCGAAUUUAACGACGAUUUGAUCUUACUGGGGAUGCCUUUAUCAGCGUUGACGUCUGGUGUUAAUAGUCAGCCAAGUUUCGCUAGAACCGUUCCAAGUCCGAUGACUCCUUCGACACCUAAUCCAGCACCAUCUGUGUUUCAGCCCCCCAGCGAUAGCAUGUCAAAUAUAAAUAUUCCUACUAGUGUCGGUAGCAAUCCUACUCCUAAUUUCGGUAUAUCGAACGUUGAAUCUUGCAGUAACACUGCAUUCAGUCGUCCCAAUACGAACUAUAAUCCGAACGUUAUAAAUGCAUCGAGAUUUCUCAAUCAACCUGACCAGUUGCUACCUAUGAAUCCUAUGAAUCCUAUGAAUACAGCUUGUUCGAACGCUCCCGGACCCUUAUUAACCAAUCAGUCUCCUCAAAUGGCCACCUCAACUUUCGGUCCCAAAAUAUCAGCAGAAGUUAUAACGAGCUCAAUUCCGAAUGCAACCAGUACACCACUUCAAUCUUCCAAAACACCGAAUCAAAAAUCGAAUGUGAAAUCGGAACCGAAAGCUGACAAACGUCGAUUACCAGCAUCCGGCAGUGCCAGAAAAUCGCUGAAAUUUGAUAAUCAAUGUAUCGAUUUAAUCGAAAGCGAUGACGAUAGCGAUAUAAUAUCGAUUACAUAAUGAUUUAUUUUAAUGACCCGCUAUUCAAGUUUAAAAUUGAUUUGUCUAAUAAUUUUGUUCCUUUUGUUUUAUUCUGCAGCUAAGAGGAGUAGUUGCUCGGUGUAAAGUAUACGUUUUUGUUACUUUUUACAUCUUUUUUUCUCAUUUUUUAUGUAAAAUUGUUACCAUGGAUUAUGAUAUUGAUAUCUUUACCCGAAAUGCCAUUCUCUAUUAAGUAUUACGAUAAGUGUUGUAUUUCAUUUUUUUUUUGCUGUCAUUCUCGUUUAUUUUUUUAUACGUUAAGACUGAACUUUCUCAUUCUUUGAAAUAAUAAAUGUGUGAAUUUUUGUUA
This is a messenger RNA of Planococcus citri (citrus mealybug), 1575 nucleotides long. RefSeq lists its product as uncharacterized. Lineage: Eukaryota; Metazoa; Arthropoda; Insecta; Hemiptera; Pseudococcidae. The coding region runs from base 282 to 1244 and encodes 320 amino acids. The transcript is spliced from 7 exons. The record is from RefSeq and is a predicted model, not a curated record. Gene Ontology annotation, molecular function: protein binding.